This is a messenger RNA of Cutaneotrichosporon cavernicola, 990 nucleotides long. RefSeq lists its product as uncharacterized. Gene Ontology annotation, cellular component: mitochondrion; cytoplasm. The record is from RefSeq and is a predicted model, not a curated record. The transcript has 6 exons. Lineage: Eukaryota; Fungi; Basidiomycota; Tremellomycetes; Trichosporonales; Trichosporonaceae. Gene Ontology annotation, molecular function: ATP binding; AMP kinase activity. Bases 1 to 990 code for a protein of 329 amino acids. Gene Ontology annotation, biological process: nucleobase-containing compound metabolic process.
AUGCUGCGCCGCUCCGUCUUCCAGGCCGUGCGCGUCUCUCGCCUCAACCCCGCGUACCGGGCAAGCUCUCCGGUGCGGCAGACCUCGGCUGCCGUCUCAGUCCUGGCCCGCACAUACUCCUCCCCCUCCCCAGUGCGCGACUACGAGGCCCAGCUCCGCGGCAUGCUCGACCAGGCGGCGCGUAAUGUUGAGGCCGGGGUACGCGCGCCAGAGAGCGAUGACAAGAGCCUGCGUCUCAUCAUGGUGGCCAAGCCAGGCGCUGGAAAGGGCACGCUUAGCUCUCGCCUCGUCAAGAAGUACAACCUGAACUUUAUCUCGACAGGCGAUGUACUGCGGCACGAGAUUCAAGCGGGCAGCGAGCUCGGCAAGGCGGUUGAGAAGAUUGUGGCGGGUGGUGGCCUCGUCCCCGACGCGCUCAUGGUCGAACUCGUGCGCAAGGAGCUGGACCGGCAUGUUGGCGAGAGCUGGAUCCUCGACGGGUUCCCGCGCACCCUCAAGCAGGGGCGGAUGCUCAACGACGUGCUGACCAGCGAGGGCCGCCCGCUCAACCUCGUUGUCAACCUCAAUGUGCCCGACUCGAUCAUCCUCGCGCGCAUCAAGGCUCGCUGGGUCCACCUCCCAUCCGGGCGCGUGUACAACGACGACUUCAACCCCCCCAAAAACCCCGGCGUCGACGACGAGACCGGCGAGCCACUUAGCAAGCGCCCCGACGACACCCCCGAGGUCUUCACCAAGCGCCUGCGGAGCUACUACGAGGCGACCGCCCCACUGCUCGAGAUGUACGCGACCGAGUACCCCGACUGCCUGUACUCUCUGACGGGUAACACGUCGGACGAGAUCUGGCCGCAGCUCAUGGAGGUCGUGGCGCCGCUGCACGAGCGUGCAGGCGGGUAUGCCGCCGAGGCGGACAAGCAUGUUCGUGACGAGGCUGACGACCUGCGCGAUACCACCGAGGUGAAUGUUGGCGACAAGACGGCGCAUAUUCAAUAG